GCUCAUUAUCGAUCUCUGUUACGGUUCGAAAUAACGAAUCCGUUAUCGAAUUUUGACUUCGUCCCUACGCGUCCCUCAACGAUUAUAAAAUCACUGUGGUGUUUAAUUAUGUUUUAAAGUGUACCCCGAAUUGGGGUCCAAAGUCUAGAGUGACUUUUAUUGGCUGCCUGCUUGCCGCCCGCUUGCCGUUCUGCUUCUGGCCCUUUCCCCGACUCAGCGCCACACAGUUACGAGCUGCGCUGAACUCAGCGCCGACCCGAAAGACCUGCGCCUACCACCUCGGCACCGUCAGGGGAGUACUUUGGCCGCAAACGACUAGCGGAAUCCGAUCUCGACAAGUAUUAGCGCGAACCACGACAUUUUACCCGCUUUUGACCAUCUGAGCUAGUUGUGGUAAUAAAUAUUUUUAUUGAACGUUCUUCUGCCUACUCAUUUCAAAUUUCCCAUUCCUAUCGGGACAAUUAGUAGGUCAGAACAAUCCUAGACGCGACACUGGCGCCCUUACACGUGGUUAAUACUUAUCGGAUUCCGUUUUUCUUCGUGCCUUGUAGUUAGUGUAUGUUUGUGGUUCUUUUAUUGUGAAACGUUUUUUUAUUUUGCCUUCUUUUUCUUCUUGGGUUUUUUCCUGCUACUGAGGUGUACAAAGUUUCAGUAUUUUAUAUUCUGGAUUUAAUUUUUUUUUUAAAUUUGUGUAAAACCUAUUUUUUUUUAUUCAAUAUUAAUUGGUUACGAAUACCGAAAUUGUUUUGUACUUACCACCUUUUGUGAAUCAUUUUACUGACGUAUCAACCAGUACACAUUAGUAGCAUUGCUUUUUUUUCUCCUAACAGUUUUAUUUUUAUUUUUACUUAUUUCAAUUUAAAAAAAAAAACAAACGUUCAUCAUCAUCAUUUUAAUUGUAACAGAGCGGAGAACUAGAGUUGAUUAUAGUUUUAAGUAGUUGCUUUUGCUUUGUACCACUUACCCAAAAUAUUUAUUUGGUUCAUCAUGCUGUCCGUGAAGUACUUAUCUCUUCAAAAGCCAGAGCUGGAGUAUGAAGUGCGUAUUAGAGGCGUCACUCCGGCCUCAUCCGUUGAGGAACUACGCAAACAAAUUGUCAAACUUUCAAAGGACUUUCCUUCAGAGCAUAUUUUAGAGUCUCCACUCGAAGCUUCACAAGACCUUAAUGGCUGCUUGGAAGUUCUCACUAAAAUUCAGUCAAAUUUAGAUAGUGCUGAUCCCACUAUUCCUGUGCUAAUGAGAACACAAAACAUGCUGAACCAUUUAUAUAACCGUAUUGCGAGGAUAACGCGUAGUGAUGACGUUAAAAAAGAAUACGAUGAAGUCGUUAAAGAAUUUGACCUUCUUACGAAAAAGUUUAAGACCCUUCAGGCAAAUAAACCUUUUUCAAGCACUGCCGGCGCGGGUUCCGCCAGCUCCUUUGGAUCUGGACCUGCGGUCCCCGAGCUCCAGAACGUGAUCUCGGUGACAUGCGACCGUACCUCAGCCGAUCUUGCGAAAUUAAAAUUUAACGGCACAACUUGCGUGCGCUCUUUUAUUCAGCGUGUUGAUGAGUUUAUAAAAGCCCGAAAUAUUCCUGCUAGUAAGAUUUUAAAUUACUGUACUGAAAUUUUCCAAGACAAUGCCUUGCAUUGGUAUCGGUCUGUAAGAGACAAGGUAGAUUCUUGGUCCGAAUUAGCAGCCCUAUUGAGGAAGGACUUUGACCAGUCAGAUUAUGACUACAGACUGGACACGGAGAUUCGUGGUCGUACUCAGGGAGAACGCGAGAGCAUCACUAUUUAUCUCUCUAUCAUGGAUGGUAUGUUCUCGCGUUUGUCCAAUCCUCCUUCAGAGGCAGAGAAGUUAAGAAUCCUUCUUCACAAUAUUAGGCCUUGUUACGCAAGUACACUAGCAGCAUCAUCUACCGAAAUCAGUACAAUAGAUUCCUUACGCUCAUUGUGUCGCAAUUACGAGACUUAUCAUUCUCGACACUCACAGUUUCAGGAGCCACCAAGAGUGACUUCUGACACUGUUGCACCCGAAUUUGCGUACUCUAGGGAAUCAAAUAAAAGUACAAAUAAAUUUAACAACAACACAUAUAAUAAGCAAAACUAUGCAUUUAACAAUAAUUAUAAUAAAGGGCAAUAUUCUAAGAACACCAAUUAUAACCAAAAUCAAAAUAAGGCACAACAACAAAAUUAUGUACAUUCCGUGUCCAAUACAGCUCAAAACAAUAAACAACAACCGUAUUGCCCAAGGUGUCGUAGCAAUACUCAUCAUAUUCGGCAAUGUCAGGCUAGUAGGGAUGUGAUUUGUUUUAAAUGUGGCAUGAAAGAUGUCAAGACUCCCGAUUGUCCGGUUUGUAAUAAAAAUAAGAACAAAGGUACAAAAAACUAGGUGAGCGGAAUUGUAGUCAUUUUGAUAAGCAAGAUUGGGACUCUUGGCUAUCGUUCAUCAAAACAUUUUCUACGUCUUAUCGAAUAUCUACAAUUCUGCAGAAUAAGCCUCUCUUUGAUACUAGGCCUUAUGUAAAUAUUAAAAUUAAC
Messenger RNA from Cydia strobilella, 2525 nucleotides. RefSeq lists its product as uncharacterized. Lineage: Eukaryota; Metazoa; Arthropoda; Insecta; Lepidoptera; Tortricidae. The record is from RefSeq and is a predicted model, not a curated record. The transcript is spliced from 2 exons. The coding region runs from base 988 to 2376 and encodes 462 amino acids. Gene Ontology annotation, molecular function: nucleic acid binding; zinc ion binding.